Messenger RNA from Cuscuta europaea, 1295 nucleotides. The record is from the annotation of a GenBank genome assembly. Lineage: Eukaryota; Viridiplantae; Streptophyta; Magnoliopsida; Solanales; Convolvulaceae.
UUGUGAUUUACAUCCUCCUGGGAAGAGUAAUUAUUUUAUGAGUCACUCCUUCCGUUGUCUAGUUAUCUGCUUAUCUUGAUGAUUUGUGGCAUGGAGGAUUCCGCUAUUCACUACACCAUCCACUGUCACUUGUGUUUCUCAGAACCUCUAUCCUUCAAAGAAGUCCAUUACUAAAAGAAAUGGCCACUGUCGUGCCAAAACUCGCCGUAGGCAUUUUACCCAACCGCGAUCGGCCAUACUGCCGUAAACCAUCGUACCUAUUCCAUCCGCUCACCAACACCAAUCUACAAGCCCCGGGCUAUGCAAUCUCCACCAAUACUGUUUCUGGGAUCACUCGUGACCGGAGAAGGUUCAUUUUCCGGGCCACAGAGGUUUCGGUGGCGGAAGGGCCGUCGGCAUCGGGAGGCGGAGGGGAAAGUGAAGGGAAAACGAACAACUGGGUGCCGGUUGUGCCCCUGGCCGCUUUGCCGAAAGGAGAGCGGCGCGUGAUCUCUCAAGACGGGGAGACUAUACUGCUGCUUUGGUAUAAAGAUGGCGUCUUUGCCGUUGAGAACCGAUCCCCGGCAGAAGGCGCUUACAGUGAAGGCCUUCUCAAUGCCAAGCUUACUCAGGAUGGUUGUAUUGUUUGCCCAACAACUGACAGCACGUUCGACUUGCGGACUGGAGAAAUAAAAGAAUGGUACCCUAAAAACCCGGUGUUGAGAUUUCUGUCACCUGCAUUGCGAAAACUGCUCGUGUAUCCUGUCCAGAUAGACAGCGAAAAUAUAUACAUCAGCACAACACGAGUAAAAACCGAUGCUACCACUGAGAUUGUAUUCAGUGGAAAGGCUCAACCCGGUAUUACAUCUACUGAUGUCAAUGUGGAAGAGGUAACGAAAGCCGUUAGGUGAGGAUGGUGAUUGAUGAGGGUCAAGAGGCAUUUGGAUUCUCCAGAAAGAAUGAGUUCAUAAACGGAAAAGCUGCUGCAAUUGGCUUUCUACUGCUGCUAGAUUUUGAACUUCUUACCGGUAAAGGUCUUCUUGGAGGAACAGGAGUGUUGGACUUCAUUUAUUCAUUCUCCAAUUUUCUAAAAUGAAUUCCCAUGUAAUUUAGGGACACUAUCUCAUCUCACACGGGCAGCAUAUCUUGUGGGAAGUAAUGUAAUCUAACUUCCAAUCUCAUCUGAUACACAAAACGGGGAGUGAUUGUGAUAUUCAUGCCAUCACUUUUCAACUACAAAUGAUAGGAAAUACAUUUAUUUGUGUUGUAUAGUGCAUAUUUAAUAUGUGGACCGAUAAACACGUGUAAAAGGAUCC